Messenger RNA from Arabidopsis lyrata subsp. lyrata, 2386 nucleotides. RefSeq names its product berberine bridge enzyme-like 21. The coding region runs from base 594 to 2213 and encodes 539 amino acids. The transcript has a single exon. The record is from RefSeq and is a predicted model, not a curated record. Lineage: Eukaryota; Viridiplantae; Streptophyta; Magnoliopsida; Brassicales; Brassicaceae. Gene Ontology annotation, molecular function: oxidoreductase activity; FAD binding.
CAAUACCGAGAACAAGAGUUGAAAGUCUCAAAAACUAAGUCGGCGGCUAAUCUAAUAUUUUUAUAUACUCAGAAACCUAAACCGAUACAAGGCAAAGAAGACGAUAGAACCCGAGAAAAGACAAUUACAUAUGUCAUGCAGAAUAUCUAAAUACUCCUCCAGAAAACUUUUGACAGCUAAUUUACCAAAGAAGUUGUGGAAAACAAACCAACCAUAACGAAUACUUCCUAUAGUAAAAUCCAUGGUAUCACGCCAAAUGAAAGACUAAUAAGGCUUCAUAAUCCGACAAAAAAAAUACAAAUCUUUCAGAUGUGGAUAAGUCUGUAACGACUUUGAAACGUUUUGAUAAAAACUUUAUGAAGAUAUCAUAUACAAUCCAUUCUAAAACGUAAUUUGGAUAACUCUAAUAAGAACAUGUACGUAAAUAACUUUAUAUUAAAAUAUGCAAUUAGGAUUAUUAUAUACGAAAGAGAUAGAGACAUUGGAGUUCAAAUGAUUACUAAAAAAAACGAGGAAAAAAAAACAUUAUCUUAUCUUUCUGUCUUGCGGCUAAAGUACAGAACAGAGAAGAGGCAACGAAUCUCAUUACAACGAUGAUUGCAACACAAACAUUUGUCUCUGUCCUUUUCUUUGUCCUCUUCCUUAUAUCUCUCCCUUUCUCCACAUUCGCUGCACCUCCGUCGUCGGACUCUACCUACGAAUCAUUCGUUCAGUGUUUCUCUGACAAGACGAAAUCUCCACAGACCCAAAUCACUGACAAUGUCUUCUCUCAGACAAACCCUUCUUUCUCCUCUGUCCUUCGUGCUUACAUUCGAAAUGGGAGGUUCAACACUUCAUUUACACCAAAACCCACGAUCAUCGUCACUCCUCGCUCCGAUAGCCACGUCAGCGCCGCCGUCACUUGCUCAAAAACACUAAAUUUCCUCCUCAAAAUCCGAAGUGGUGGCCAUGAUUACGAAGGUCUCUCUUACAUCUCUGAUAAACCCUUUUUUAUACUCGACAUGUCUAAUCUCCGUGAUGUCUCUGUCGAUAUCGCCGAUCAAUCGGCGUGGAUCUCCGCCGGAGCAACUCUCGGAGAGGUUUAUUACAGAAUUUGGGAAAAAAGCAAAGUCCAUGGAUUUCCCGCCGGAGUUUGUCCUACGGUUGGUGUUGGUGGACAUGUAAGCGGUGGUGGUUACGGUAAUAUGUUGAGGAAAUUCGGAUUAUCAGUUGAUAACUUGAUCGAUGCGAAGAUCGUCGAUGUAAAUGGUCAGGUUUUAGACCGGAAAGCAAUGGGUGAGGAUCUUUUUUGGGCGAUUUGCGGCGGAGGAGGAGCUAGCUUUGGCGUCGUUUUGGGAUACAAGGUCAAGCUCGUUCCUGUGCCAGAAACUGUUACGGUUUUUAGAGUGGAGAAGUAUAUGGAUUCAGGAGCGGUGGAUAUGGUUCACAAAUGGCAAUCCGUUGGUCCGAAAACCGACCGGAAUCUGUUUUUGAGAAUGUUGAUUCAACCAGCGACAAGGAAGAAAGUGAAGACGGUGAGAGCUACUGUGGUGGCUCUGUUUUUAGGCAGAGCAGACGAAGUUGUUGCGUUGCUUCGUAAGGAGUUUCCUGAACUGAGUUUAAAGAAGGAGAACUGUAUUGAGAUGUCUUGGUUUCAGUCUGCUUUAUGGUGGGAUAAUCGUGUUAAUGCUACUCAGAUUGAUCCUAAAGUGUUUCUUGAUCGGAAUCUUGAUAAAGCGAAUUUUGGGAAGAGGAAAUCGGAUUACGUUGCGAGUGAGAUUCCUAGAGAUGGGAUUGAGUCUUUGUUCAAGAAGAUGAUUGAGUUGGGGAAAAUCGGGCUUGUUUUUAAUCCGUAUGGUGGGAAAAUGGCGGAGGUUACGGUUAAUUCAACGCCGUUUCCGCACCGAAACAAGCUUUUCAAGGUUCAGUACUCGGUGACCUGGCAAGAAAACUCUGCCGAGAUAGAGAAGGGUUUCUUGAAUCAGGCUAACGUUCUUUACAGUUUCAUGUCCGGGUUUGUGAGCAAGAACCCUAGAAAUGCUUACUUGAAUUACCGUGAUGUCGAUAUCGGUGUGAACAAUCAUGGUGCGAAUAGUUAUGAGGAAGGAGAGGUGUAUGGAAGGAAGUAUUUUGGAGAUAAUUUUGAUCGAUUAGUAAAGGUUAAAACCGCGGUUGAUCCAGAUAAUUUCUUCAUGCAUGAACAGAGUAUACCUACCUUGCUUAGCAAGGCAUAGUGGUAAACAAAUUUAGCUUUUUUUGUUUUAAUCAAAACCAACAAUGUUGAUUUGGAAUAUUGUAUUCACGGAACUCCUAUUAUAAUAAGAUUCUUUUGUCACUGAAAGAUAAUUCCAAAACGGUCGAUUGAUGUAGCUACCUAAUCUUGAAAUUUGUGGAGGAAAUUGUGGAA